AUGGAAUGCAGNGCUGUGCUGAAUUGGUUACGUCGGAAUGAUAAUGAAGAUCUUUACAAUGAGGUUCUCGGUCUCAAUACCGUAUCUUUCGAAGAUUUCUAUGGGCGCUUAUCGAAGUGCGAUACGGCUGUUGCAAAAAUCCCAAGGAAAGCGUUGAUGGAGAUUCUCGAUCGUCUUCACAUAACGUUCAGUUUACCGGCAGAUGGCUGGAAAAAACGUCGAGAAAAGAAGCAAAAAUUGAAAUGA
Molecule: messenger RNA, 246 nt
Organism: Anisakis simplex (herring worm)
Lineage: Eukaryota; Metazoa; Nematoda; Chromadorea; Rhabditida; Anisakidae
Source: the annotation of a GenBank genome assembly